CUUGUCUAAAGGUUGAGAAGUAAUCCAGUAAGUGGCGGUAAUGAGUCUUAACGCUAUUGGCCAACUUUCAUUAAAGAAGAAAAGAAGAAGAAUAGCUCAACUGCUAUUGGUCAGAAUUAGACCCGCGGAUCUCUCAGUGGGACUUUCGCAUCCGGUGUAAACAUCCAGCGUCCAAUGAUGACACCCGCAGCAGCACGAAAUAUGUAUUUUACUCCACAUUUGACAUUGAAGUUGAUUCCACACGUUUAAUACCUUUUGCCGGUGGCUAUGGAAGGAAGGUGUGUGGUUGAGACGCUGACAGAAUUUGGCUUUUCGUCGGAGUCAUGCAGCCUGAGAGUGGGAGCCGAUGUGUUCCUCUCCACUGGAAGCGACGAGGUUUAUGUCUUCAGCGACCAAAACAGAGAGUUAAAGGCCAUCAUCCUCUUUCCUGGUCCUGUGAGGGACCUGGUCGUGAAUGAAGACAAGCAGACCCUCUAUGUGGCCUGCUGCAGUGGAGUUUACUGCAUCGGUUUGUCAUCUUUGCCAUCCAGGGUUCAAAGCUCCAGACCGUCCUCUAUUGUGCCUCAUAUGAAAAUAUCUGGCGAGCAUCUGGUUAUCAGAGAAGAGGGAGUAUUAGCCCUACUCUUGGUCAACUCUGUGCUCCUGAACCUUAGGCUGACAAAGACAUCCUGGCUGUUGACACGCUACAAAAUAGCCGAAGAGUCAAUAUUGGGCAGCUAUGAAAGGCUUGGUUCAUUUAACGCGCCAGUGGUGUCAGACUCAGGGCAUCAUAUCACAGAUGAGCGGAGCGAGAGGAGGCCCGUGCUGUUUUGCGUCCACUCUGCAGCUGCACCGUCCUCAUCAAGCUUACCAAGUGGUCACGUCUGCCUUGAGCCGGUCCUCUUUAAAGUCCUAUUCGGGAUUGACGCAGCCUUAGCCAAAUCACCGGUUAUCUUUUGCGGUCUGCUGGACGGCCGUCUGUGUUUCGCCGCUCAACGUCUACCAGGAUCACAGCUCAGAGUCCUUCACAGCCUCGAGCAACCUGUUGUGUUUGUCGGUGCCUCUGCUGGGACUCGAACAGAUCCUGCAGAAUGUUUGGUUGCGCUGGGCGAACAAGGUAAAGUUGUGCUGGUCACAUCCAAGCAAGCAGGACCGGAAGGAGGAGGCAUCGUAGCUGCUUUUACCGAGGUGUGUGUGCCCGGACCUGUGGUGUGUGCCUGUCUUGAUAAACGCUGCCUGUACUACAGCACUGGUUCGGACCUGCUGGUACUGGAUCUGUCACAGGCCUCCACCGGAGGAUCCGAGGCGGCAAUGGGGCAGGCAGGGUCUCAGAAAAGUGCUUCUGCGCCUCAGAAUGUCAUCAGUUUAAAUGUGUGUAGAGUCAUUGCCUUGACAAAACAUGCAUGGAACACCGAUGGUAGAGUUCAGCUGCUGGGACUGUCCUGCAGGGGGCAGCUCCAGAGGAUUAGUUUGCCUGUUGGGUUGCAAGAUGGCGGUUCGUCUCAGCCUCCUUCUUCACAUGUUGGUCGCAGCAUCAGAGAUGUCCUGUCAGCUAUUGGAGACGUUUAUGAAAGAUCAUCAGUGCUGAAAGCGUCAAUCAAAUCCAGAAACCAAACACUUAAACACUUGAAUCAGGUGCUCAACAUCAGCUUCUUAUUGAACACCGAAGCAGACGGCAGGACGCUCGCGCCCGUUCAGGAUAAACCAAUUCGUUGUCACGCCACUACCAGCUGGAGCACAUUGCUUCAGAAAGACUCUUUGAACUUGAAAUGCGUUCUGGAUAAUGGAAGUUCUUAUGUUCUGGAGCGAGGAUGGACACUAAACAUCACAGCGUUCCCUAUGUGCGACUCCCCCGAGGGGGAAAGCUGCUCCAAACAUUAUUCAUUCCCAUUCCAUAAUCUUCACCCAGGGGAGAAACUGGAGAUUUCCGUGCCACUGGCUACAGCAGGAGACUUGUCGGUCCCUUGUAGUGUUUCCUGCUCUCUCACUUUCUCAUUUUCAGGUCUCCUCGGAGAGGAGGCAGUGACAGAACUGCCACAGGGUGGUCUUGUCAGUUUGCCGUUGAACACACUGAUGGUGGAUUGGUUACACGUUCUGCGGGUGCUCAGUCCAGCAGACGCAAAGAGAAACGCCACAUCUCAACCUUACGACGUCACCGUGGCGGACACCAUCCGAGCUUUUUUGAAAUCACGCUGCGGCGUAGAAAGGGACGCAGGGAACGAGCAGCAUUCUGCAACCAUUAAGGUGUCAUCUCAGUUACUGAGGGACAUGUUGAAACCUUCAGAGGGAGGCCCUGAGGAAUCCGAAGCGGUGUCUCCUAAUGUGUGCAUCUCACUGCUGGACUGGCUCCUCUGUGAAGGCCACGGAGGGGUGAAGAUGCAAGGAGACAAGAUGGCUCUCACCAGCCCAGUGGUCCAUGCUCGAGCUCCCAACGGGCACACGAUAAAGCUCACGGCAAAAGAGGUUAACCUAGCACAGGACCGUGCUGUGGAGCGGGAGGAGCCCCUGGUCAUCGUGGAAGUUCAGAUUGAGAGCUCCUCAUUGGCAGAUGUUUGUGGAAUGCAUCAUGCAGUCUUGCGGAGAGUACAGAAUUUGUUGCAGAAGGCGCCUGACAAGCCUUCUUCCACAAUCCAGAUGCAGAGUUUAUGUGUGAGAGAGGCUCUACAGCGUGCAGAGAAACUGUUACGGCAGCUCCAGCAAAGUCGAAUCUCCUGCACCUUUGGUGAGGGUGUGUCCAUGGGCAAGGUGACAUCAUGUCUUCUCAAUGUGUAUGAAGAACUCAGAGGAAAUGAAAAUUCUCUGCUUAUUAUUUAACAUCUGUCCCAGCAGAGCCGACGCACUGUGCCUUAUAUAUAUAUAUAUAUAUAUAUACAUGCACAAGAGUGUGGGAAGAAUUUGUGGCUUGACUUAUUAUAUUACAGCUUAUCUGUAAGGAAGCAAUUAUUUGGUUCUGGACUUGUGACCUUACAAUAAAUGAAAAGAGCUACUCUAUCUUUCUGAGCUAUCCAUUUCAUUAUUGUGUGACCCAUCCAUCCAUCCAUUAGUUCAUUUUUAAUUUUGAUUUUUUAAGUGCUUGUCCUCGUUAGGGUCAUUGGGUGAGCUGGAGGGAGUCUAUCCCAGCUGGUUUUGGUUGAGAGGUGGGCUACAUACGGGACCGUUUGCCAGCCAAUUGCAGGGCACAUAUGGACAAGCUACCAUUCACACUCCAAUUCACACCUGUGGGCAAUUUAGAGAUUUCAAUUAACCUUACAUGUAUUUUUUGGAAAGUGGGAGUCAGCUGGACCUGCUCUAUGUGACCUGACUUUAUUUCAUUUUUACGUCACAGUAAAAUUAAUAUACUGUAUUUUAUAUACUCCCUAGUAUCUAAUACUCAAGGUCAACAUGUACACAGAAUUUAGUAGAAAUUUGUACUAAAUGUAUUGUAUUUGCUCAAUUCAACUUGAAAUAGACACGAAAACACUAUAUUGUAUUUGGAUACCAAAACACUAUCGAUGUAAAUAGGCGUGACUCAUUUCAUGGCAAAGCACAGAGCUGUUUCAACUGAAACCAACAUUUGUCUUAAUCACUGUGCAAUAACGUUGAUACAGAAAUCCUAUUAUAUUCUCCCAAGUAGAUGUUCCCAUAAAUGUGCCCAAAAUAAAUCCAGAUGACACGAAGACUGUUUAUUAAAGGCGCACCAGUGCUUCAAAUGUCAACUGUAUUCCAGUAGGGGGCAGCAUAUUACUGUAAGAUUUGUAUCAAUCAGUCAAGUCAGUAAAAACAUUAGGACAGUCUAGUGAGGGUAAGGGGUUCAGAAAGCGGAUGGACGGAUGUAACUGCUCACGAGUGUACAUUUUUGUUGUUGAACAAGCAUUACACUUGAUAAAUAAAAAGAAAAAUCUCAUAAAAUAACAUGUUUCAUAGUUUUUUUUAUAUAACUACGCUUUUAAAGCUGACUGACUGCAAAGACCAUGUUUAUUUGUUUUCACUUUUAUUCUUAAUCUCUAAUAACUUAUAUUUGACCUCCUACUGCUGUUACUGUUUGCUGCACUUGUAGUCACACAUGUAGUAGUCUGUUUUUUAAAAGUACGAUUUCAUACAAAAGGCUUUGAUCUGUGAUAUGAAAAAGAAAAGCUGCAUUCUUUUGUUACUUGGAAAAGGGAAAAAACGAAGCAUUAUUGUGGUAAAAUAUACCAUUUUCCCCCUCAAAAUUAUGAGAA
Phyllopteryx taeniolatus (common seadragon) is the source of this 4178-nucleotide messenger RNA. It is a transcript of the gene faap100, whose product is annotated as FA core complex associated protein 100. Gene Ontology annotation, cellular component: nucleoplasm; Fanconi anaemia nuclear complex. NCBI's taxonomy places the organism in Eukaryota, Metazoa, Chordata, Actinopteri, Syngnathiformes, Syngnathidae. Bases 268 to 2793 code for a protein of 841 amino acids. Gene Ontology annotation, biological process: interstrand cross-link repair. The record is from RefSeq and is a predicted model, not a curated record. The transcript has 8 exons.